This is a messenger RNA of Paramormyrops kingsleyae, 2019 nucleotides long. It is a transcript of the gene nicn1, whose product is annotated as nicolin 1. NCBI's taxonomy places the organism in Eukaryota, Metazoa, Chordata, Actinopteri, Osteoglossiformes, Mormyridae. The record is from RefSeq and is a predicted model, not a curated record. Gene Ontology annotation, cellular component: nucleoplasm.
UCCUUUUAUACACUGCGGUAAAAAUGGCUGGCUUGUUAGGGGGAUAGAUUCAGAUACAGCAACAGACACACAUCGUCACAUUGUGCUUUAUGAAAUAAACUCUUGAACAAAUGUGCACGGUUCUUUCCCUCCGCGUGAUUAGCGAUUUUACCAAAUCGCAAUAGGUUUCCAAAUACGAAGUCAAACGGAGCAUUAUGUAAGUAGAAUCAUUUUUAUUUCGGAGACAUAAAGGAGAGUAGCAGACGAAUGGUAGUGAUGACAGUAGCUGUAUGAGUCCCUUUCUCGAUUUAUAUGCUUCAGGCUAUCGUUCCUCACUUUUUUUUUUUAAAUCGUAACUAAUUUGUUUACGUAAUAGUUAACAGUUCUGUCCAGUUAGAUAUCUGCAUGCUUCAAGCUUAAGUAGACAGCUGUACUACAGACAUUUUCUGAUGCACGAAUGGCGUUUUAUGGCCUGAAGCUGACCAGCAUGCUGCCCUGAGGUCCGUGGCGAUGAAACUGGCACAUUUCCUCCCAUUUGCGUGGGUCUCUACUGCUUUCUUCCCACAGACCCAAAACGUGUAGUUGGAUGACUUACUGCUUAAUGUGUGAAUGUGCCCUGGUGUCUUGUCUGUGGUGAACCAGUCUUAUGUUUUCUGAAACAGAAAGGAGUUAAGAAAUUUCAGCUGAUGGACACUAGAGACAAUAAUAUAUUUCAACUGAAUACUAAAAACUUUACACUUGUGAUGUUGUUACUUGAAGUCUAAUUGUCAAGUCUUAAUAACAGAAACUUGUGUUGUAAGCUUGUAAAUAUGGUUAUUUCAAACUCACUGUGACUAAUUAAAAUACAGUCAGGAUAUGAUGCAUUCUAGGGAUUGUCAGAUUUGUUCAGUAGUUAUCCAAGUUAUGCAUAUUGUGAAUAUAAAUUUACAUCAAAGAAUGUAAUUAUUUGACCAUACAUUUCUCAUUUCUGUUUCCGCUAUUGAUUCCAUGGCCUACAAGUCUUUGCAAAAUAAAUUUAAGAAAAUGAUAAUGAUUAGAGAAAAAAAAAAUGUCAUUUUCUUCAUGGUUUAGCACAUUGUUUGAAAAUGCAUUAGUCUGUUGCCUUGAGAUUAGGUUUAUAGGACUGGAGACUUGAGAUGAGAUUUGCCGUUAAUGACUUGCAAAUGACUUUCAUCUUGGGUCAAGCAGCUUGAUGAUGCCAAUCAAAAACAAGGUAAACAUGGUAAUGUUAUUACAGGAAAAAAAUAACUAAAUCCGUAUCCACAGAGAAACGCAAACAAAACAAGGUGCUUCUGAUGAUUGGUAUUAAGCAUGACUGCCAGUGCUGUAGCUUGCACGGUGAAAUCACCAGUGGCUCUGCAAAUUGGGGAUGUGCAGUCAGACACGUCGCGUCCUGGAGUCUAUGUCAUUGACGUCACAUUUCCUCAAGGUCAAGUGGUAAAAAUUCGGGAUGUCUCCUUUAAGAACUACUAUACGGGUUUCCUGACAGUCCGGCUGCAGAUGAAAGGGUCUGCCUGCCAGGAAGGAAGUGUUAAAUGGGUCACCUGUCUCAGAAACCACCGCCUUAUGCCCAAUCCACAUACAGAAGAAGGAUCCCAGGACUACUUCUCUGUGUACGGACAUCAGAUGCUGGUGGAGCCAGACAACGUGACGGCAGUACGUCUCAUUCUCCGGCAGCCGUCUUCGUCUUGGCUGAAUUUCACUCUGGAGGAAAUCAAAAUUCACCAGUGUGUAAAUGACGAUUCAGAAAGGGAAGUUCCUGUUUGGUUUUCUGAACUGACACCAGUCGACCAGGUCCCUGAUUUACAGGGACUGCCUGACCCGCAAGCAGUGGCAUCCAGCAUCCAGCAGAUGUGGGCGUUAACAGAGGUCAUGCAAACCAGUCAGACUGCGGUGCCAAUUGGUCGUUUUGAUGUGGAUGGUUGCUACGAUGUCAAUUUGCUGUCAUACACAUAGCCUGGAUUUAUUUGGACGAUAUAAUGUGUCAUGUUCGGCACGUUUGUGUACAUUUCUGAAAAACUAAAAACAUCUGUACACAAA